Molecule: messenger RNA, 1165 nt
Organism: Salvia hispanica
Lineage: Eukaryota; Viridiplantae; Streptophyta; Magnoliopsida; Lamiales; Lamiaceae
Product: ethylene-responsive transcription factor-like protein At4g13040
Biological process (GO): regulation of DNA-templated transcription
Molecular function (GO): DNA-binding transcription factor activity; DNA binding
Source: RefSeq, a predicted model, not a curated record
UAUUCAACCAUCAACCUCUCUCUCUCUCUCCACCCAACAACACAACCACACCACCCUCCCCAAUUACAAAAACAUUAUGAUGGUAAAAAUAAAACAAAAGGUGGUAGAUGCAUGAGUAAAACACCAACCUACUUGUGUUGUAAACUACAACCUCUUUCUCUCUCUAUUCUUACCAUCUUCCUUUUGUAAUCCACACAAACCAAAACCACCCCCUCCCCCUCUCCUCCUCGGUUUCCCCGCACCGCCACCUCCCUUUUCCCCCCUCCCCUCUGCCUCUCCAAGGACCUGCAAUGGUGAGCCUUCGUAGGCGCAAGCUCUUGGGAUUGUGCUCUGGAUUCAAUUCUUUUUUGGCUCCAAUUUCGCCGAUUUUUGAGCAAGGACAGGAUCCUGAGAAUGCUGAAAACACUAAACCAGUGAGUGUUCAUCCUCUGCCUUUGAAUGGCAGUCCCAAACCAAAAGAAGAAACCAGCUUGGAAACCGGCCCUGGUUCGUCAAACAUGUCUGCUGUUUCGAGUGCAUCACUUCAGCAUUUUCCUGAGGUUAAACGAAGAAAGAGACACAGAAGGAAGCACGUCGAAAACCAAGAACCAUGCAUCAUGAGAGGCGUCUAUUUCAAGAAUUUGAAAUGGCAAGCUGCCAUUAAAGUUGACAAGAAACAGAUCCAUUUAGGAACUGUAGGCUCCCAGGAAGAGGCCGCUCGACUUUAUGACAGGGCCGCGUUCAUGUGUGGAAGAGAGCCCAACUUUGAACUAUCCGAGGAGGAAAAGCAGGAGCUCAGGAAAUUCAACUGGGACGAAUUCUUAGCCAUCACGCGCUCCGCCAUCACCAACAAGAAAAGCCAGAGACGUAGCGGGACUGGGCCGCGGAGGAAGCUUCUAGACAACGACUGGGAGGGCGAGGAGCAAGGACGAAGUGGUCCAUCGGCUUCUGAAGAUGAUAUGUUAGCUCCAUAACCCCCCAUUGAUCACCUUCUUUACCACUUUUUCUUCUUCUUUUUCUUAUAUAAAUACAUAUAUUUUGGCUUAAGGCUAAAGAAUUUAUUCGGUUUUUGGUAUAUAAUCGCCCCUAUUAGGGCAGAUUCCACAAGGAAAAGAUACAAUAUUUUGCUGUAACAUCAUCAUUGUUUAUCAUCUCUCGUCUGAGAAAUAUUAGUUUUAUUGCACAA